AUGGGACGUCGACCUGCUCGUUGCUACCGCUACUGCAAGAACAAGCCUUACCCCAAGUCUCGGUACAACCGUGGUGUGCCGGACCCUAAGAUCCGUAUCUACGAUCUGGGUCGUAAGAAGGCUUCGGUGGAUGAAUUCCCAUUCUGUGUCCACCUUGUCUGUGACGAACACCAACAGAUUACGUCGGAGGCCCUUGAAGCUGCUCGUAUCUGUGCCAACAAGUACAUGGUGAAGAUGACGGGUAAGGAUGCUUUCCACCUCCGUGUGCGUGUCCACCCCUACCACGUCAUCCGUAUCAACAAGAUGCUUUCGUGCGCUGGUGCCGACCGUCUGCAGACGGGUAUGCGUGGUGCCUUCGGUAAGCCGUACGGACUUGUCGCCCGUGUCAACAUUGGUCAGGUGCUUCUGUCGAUCCGCACGCGUGAUGGCAACCGUCCUCACGCCGUCGAGUCGCUGCGUCGCUCGCGUUACAAGUUCGCUGGUCGCCAGAAGAUUAUCAUCUCGAAGAAGUGGGGCUUCACGGACAUGAGCCGCCAGGAGUACCUCGAGGCCCGUGACAGCCACCGUGUCAUCAAGGAUGGUUGCCACCUGAAGUACAUUACUAACCACGGUCGUGUCGAGAACAACCUCCGCCUCCAGGCCCAGGUUGCUGCCUCGAAGUAA
Molecule: messenger RNA, 663 nt
Organism: Malassezia restricta
Lineage: Eukaryota; Fungi; Basidiomycota; Malasseziomycetes; Malasseziales; Malasseziaceae
Product: large subunit ribosomal protein L10e
Exons: 2
Coding region: 1-663 (220 amino acids)
Biological process (GO): translation; ribosomal large subunit assembly
Cellular component (GO): ribosome; cytosolic large ribosomal subunit
Molecular function (GO): structural constituent of ribosome
Source: RefSeq, a predicted model, not a curated record